Molecule: messenger RNA, 1839 nt
Organism: Trematosphaeria pertusa
Lineage: Eukaryota; Fungi; Ascomycota; Dothideomycetes; Pleosporales; Trematosphaeriaceae
Exons: 2
Coding region: 1-1839 (612 amino acids)
Biological process (GO): meiotic recombination checkpoint signaling; protein phosphorylation
Cellular component (GO): cytoplasm; nucleus
Molecular function (GO): protein binding; ATP binding; protein serine/threonine kinase activity
Source: RefSeq, a predicted model, not a curated record
AUGGAAGACUUGAUCGCUUGCUUGUAUCCAUUUGAACGUAGUCGCCGUGCGAUCGAGGUGAUCGAAGACCCCGUCAACAGCCCCGCAGACCGCCCUCGGCGCGUUGAUGCGACGCGACAAUCGCCUGAGCUGCAGGGCAGGCAAAGCAGCGAAACAACCGCUCCACCGGACGAUGACUACGACGACAAAGUCCAGCCCCAGGAUCGUGGUCCCGGACUGGAGUUGAGGUUUAGCCACAAGCUUAAAGGCGGCCUCGGCAUUGUCUUUGGCACCAACAGGAAUAGCUGCGACAUUGUCCUCCCACAUCUUCCCGGCAUCAGUCGCCGACAUUGCUACAUCACUUUCGAUGACCAACGCCGACUGAUUGUGCGAGAUAUCUCAUCUUACGGGACCAUUGUCACGUACGACCGCAAGGGGAGAGAGAGACGCAGCAAGUUCAAAUGGAUCAUAGGCGGCCACCAAGUCCCUGACAAGACCGAGACAAUCGUCGUCGAAAUCCUUCCAAAUCUCAAGUUCCAGAUCUUCGUCUCCAAAGAUCAUCUACAUCCAGAUCUGUUCUUUGACAACGUCGGCCAAUUUCUCGGGGUCGCCACGAAUAACGAGCUAGCAUUUGGUGCUUUGGGCCUCAAGAGCGCAAUCUCAACAGCUGCUCCCAGCGGGAGAGACACCCCCCAACCAAAGGCCUAUUCUUCUGAAGCGAGGAAAGCUCGGCGAAGGGUCAUUCGGGGUUACGAGCCGAACCCUCAGUUAUUGCUAGAGUAUCUUCCGCUCGGAAACCUUGAGCAUCAAAAUCACCUACAGGCCGUCUCUGAGAGCGAUGUUUGGAAUCUGCUUCGUCAAAGCUCUUUAGCUUUGUCAUACCUUCAUGCUCAGAUGCCACCUAUCGUCCAUCGAGACAUCAAACCGGAGAACAUUCUCGUCUUAUCCCGUAGUCCGUUUCACGUCAAGCUAUCGGACUUUGGCCUAGCAAAGGCAGGCAGCUAUUUGGAAACUCAAUGCGGCACGCUCGUCUAUGCUGCUCCUGAGAUUGCUCAAUACUGUCGCCCAAACUCUAUCGGAAGCCCUAGAUACACGUGUGCCGUUGAUAUUUGGUCUCUUGGCGUUGUUGUCUUCCAGUACGGUUGUGGUCUCCCAGAAUAUAGUAGGGAGUCGCAACUAUCCUGGUGUGAACAGAUCGUCGAGGAAUUGAAGGACUGGGACUCCGAUAGCCUGCUUGAUAUUUUAUUGGGUAUGCUGGUCAUAGACCCAAAGCAGCGGUAUUCAGCUAAAGAGUGUUUGGAAAGAGCAUCGGAGCCAGAGGCGCCUCAAACACCGACACCAAUGCGUUACGAAAGACAACAGCGUGAGAUUGGACAGUCCGACCUACCGGCCCUUCACCCCACUGCCUUCCGGCAAGAUGAUCACUAUUUUCGAGACUCCGAAAUCCAACGGUACAUAAGAUCACAGGCCGGCCGGUGUCCCGGUUCGCCCGAUUUCGAAGGCGAUAUACGACGGCAAGACUCCUCGCGCUCUAUCCAGGACUCUGAGAUCCAGGGAUACGUCAGGUCAAAGAUCUCGCGUCAUUCUGGCGCGCCUGCCUCUGAAGACGAUGAAGAGUCGCUGGCCUUCACCCAAGACGCUGGCAAAACAGAGGCCCAGCCCCGUUCCGUUUCGCCGACAAUCGUAGAUAAGCGAAAGGAAUCAACGGCGACAUCAUCUUCAUCUGCAAGACGCGCAAAACGCACUGUCGCAAAAAGUUCACUAGGUCACUUGCAAUACGAAGAACCCGGGGUUGCUCAAGAUCCGCAAAAUGACCCAAAUCAUGCAGGACACGGUGAGCAGAAUAACAGUCUGGGGUAG